Messenger RNA from Eruca vesicaria subsp. sativa (arugula), 534 nucleotides. The record is from the annotation of a GenBank genome assembly. NCBI's taxonomy places the organism in Eukaryota, Viridiplantae, Streptophyta, Magnoliopsida, Brassicales, Brassicaceae.
AUGGGCUCAAGAUCCGGCGAUCGCUCCAGUCCACAGAAAAUAUUCAUUGGAGGAUUACACAAAGACACAACCAACACUGAGUUCAAUAGCCAUUUUGGCAAGUACGGGGAGAUUACAGAUUCUGUCAUCAUGCGAGACCGAAACACUGGUCUACCUAGAGGUUUCGGUUUCAUCACCUUUGCUGACCCUUCUGUUGUCGACAAAGUUAUCGAAGAUACUCACAUCUUCAAUGGCAAGCAGGUUGAGAUCAAGAGGACGAUCCCGAAAGGUGCUGGUGGCAAUCAGUCUAAGGACUUCAAGACUAAGAAGAUUUUUGUUGGUGGUAUACCCUCUUCUGUUACAGAAGAUGAACUUAAGGAGUUUUUUGCCAAGUAUGGGACCAUAGUUGAACACCAGAUCAUCCGUGACCAUCAAACAAACAGGUCUCGUGGUUUUGGUUUUGUAAUCUUUGACAGUGAAGAGGUCGUUGAUGAGUUAUUGUCCAAAGGAAACAUGAUCGAUAUGGCAGACACUAAGAGGUUACUCUAUUUGUAA